Messenger RNA from Owenia fusiformis, 1357 nucleotides. The record is from the annotation of a GenBank genome assembly. Lineage: Eukaryota; Metazoa; Annelida; Polychaeta; Sabellida; Oweniidae.
CACAAGUUACCUUUUCAGCACUUUGGCGUAAAGUUGGAAACUUCUUGUCCUUUAGAACGUUUUGAUGAAGAUGCUGUAAAAGUGACAAAAGUGACAAAUCUAAAACUAGUACCAAUGUCAUCAACAUGUCAUGGUAACCAAACAACAUGCCUAAGAAUUCAAUGCUCUAACAAUCUGAUAUGACAAAAUGGAUGGCAGCAGAGUUGUUGUGGUUCUGCCAGCUGGAGGAUGCAGCAUGAGAAUGAACACUGACACCCCUAAACAAUACAUGACCAUCCUGAACAGACCGUUACUGAGUUAUACAAUAGAGGCAUUUGAAAGGAUAUCUUGGGUUGAACAAAUCAUAGUGGUCACAGCUAAAGAGCAAAUUGAGUUUGUGAAUAAAGAAAUCCUCCCCAAAUAUGGCCAUAGCAAGACAUGCAUCACUGAAGGCGGUACUACAAGGCAUCAUUCCAUAUAUAAUGGUGUUAAACACAUUGCUAGUGUGUUUGUUGGAAAGCCUGAUAUAGUUGUGGUACAUGAUGCAGUGAGACCAUUUGUGGAUGAACACCUUUUGGGAGAGUUGGUCAGUGAGGCCAAAAGACAUGGGGCAUCUGCUGCUAUCCGACCCUUGGUUUCCACAGUGAUUGCUGUAAACAAAGAGGGAUUUCUAGAUGAAUCCUUGGAGAGAAGCAAAUACAGAGCCAGCGAGACACCACAAACUUUCCAGUAUGACAUCAUCAAAUCUGCCUAUGAAAAGUGUUCCGACUAUGACUUUGAGUUUGGAACAGAAUGCCUCCACCUUGCCUUACAAUAUACUGGGACAAGUGCCAAGCUGGUAGAGGGCUCUUCAGAUCUCUGGAAGGUUACAUAUAAGAAAGACUUCUAUGCAGCUGAGGGUAUAUUAAAAGAAAGAAGCACAAGUGUUAGGUUGCUAUAUAAGAAUGAAGAGAGCAUUGCAUGUACAGUACACAGUGCCCUGGAGGCUGCUGGAAUAAAGACAAACAAGGAAAUAAUCUCCAACAAUGACAUAUCUACAAUGACACAUAAUUGUUUGGUUCUCGUCCAUGAUGUCAACACAGCAAUGGACACAAUAAAACAACUACAUAAUACUGAGGGCCAAAGGGUCACUGCGAACUGUGGAAGUAUUAUCAUUCAUGUGCUUCAGAUAGCUGCAACUUCUGAACGUUUUAGUUUACAUAGAAAAUUCCAAAAUCUCAUGAGGGAAUGUAGCAGAGAGACGAGAGAUACCUGUGUCAAUGGAGUACUGUUCGAGGGCUCCAGCAUGGAAGACAAAAUGUGUGCAAUAAUACAGAACUUAAUCAGGGACAGGAACAUAGUAUUCACUGGGCAAGUCUUCCUGGUUGGAGAGAUAUGA